AUGUCUGAUAAAUUAAAUACAUCAUUACAAUCUAACCUUUAUGAAGAGGAGUUCAAUAAAGACAAAACUUGGGACCUAUCUUACCAAGGCUUAGAAGUUAUACCGAAAAAUGACAAUAAGUUGCUAUGUGCGAUAUAUCUUCAAAACAACAGCAUUCAAAAACUACCAGAUGAUUUCUUUGACUCUUACCCUUGUCUUAUGUGGUUAGACUUGAGAGAAAAUCGGUUAAAUGAAAUACCAAAAUCUAUUAAAAAUCAUCAAAGCCUAACUCAUUUACUAUUGCAAAAUAAUAAUCUGUCAUCCUUGCCUAAUGAGUUGGGCACGGUAUUAAGUUUGAAGGUGCUGCAAAUAAAUGGAAAUCCUCUAACUUAUCCGCCAAGGGACAUAAUCAACGCUGGAAUUGAAAAAACAUUGCAAUAUUUACAUGACAAAUUUAUCGAAGAAUUAUUUUUACAAUCUUCAUCAGCGUCCGAAGACCGUAAUGAGUCUAGUCGAAAUUCGAAUAUUAUAUUAUCAAACGAACUUCUGAGUUAUAACUCGCUUUUAGAUGAAAAAUUUAAAACAUCCAAGGCCCUUUCAGUGCAAUUAGGCGAAAAGGAUUUGAACGAUUCAGAUGAUGAGUUCUAUGCUAAAAUAAAAGGAAAAUGUCCGAAAUUGGCUGCAAGUAGAAAUAAGACAUUGCCGUCGUAUAGUCAAAGUUCGAAAUAUCUUAAACCAGUUUAUGUGUGCGGUAAAGAUAAGCAAGACGAAAAAAUCAAACAGCGCUUUUUGAAGGACAUGGCUGUCAAAAAACGGAAAGAUUUACUCGCAAGUAGAGAGAAAAUAUUACAGAACAAAAAAAACUUGGAGUUAUUAAAGAAUUGGCGAAGUAAUUACAGAUCCAUUCAAAUGUCAGUGCUGCGCGGAAAAAUCAGCUAUGAAUUUAGCACCAAAAAUUAUCCUUACGAUACGAGUCCAGAAUACAUGGCCCUUCUAACGAGGGAGGAUAUAGAGAAAGAUCUGCCGGACAAAUACAGAAAACGGUUGUGGAGAAGAUCAAAACCAACCGUGCCAAGAAAGAAUAACGGAGACGUCCAUUUGGCUAUGAAAAUAAAACAGUUAUUUGAAAAUUUGGAAGCCAUAGAUCUGAAUAGAGAGCAAAUGACGCCGAGAACUGAGCAGAAGGUUCUCCUGAAUGAGAUACAUAAGAUAUCAGAAAUAAAACAAAAACUUAUGGAAUUGUCCGCAACGAAUUCAAGAUCGGUUGCCGCAGAGUAA
Parnassius mnemosyne (clouded apollo) is the source of this 1257-nucleotide messenger RNA. The record is from the annotation of a GenBank genome assembly. Lineage: Eukaryota; Metazoa; Arthropoda; Insecta; Lepidoptera; Papilionidae.